Clarias gariepinus (North African catfish) is the source of this 1126-nucleotide messenger RNA. It is a transcript of the gene dynll2a, whose product is annotated as dynein, light chain, LC8-type 2a. Gene Ontology annotation, cellular component: cytoplasmic dynein complex. Gene Ontology annotation, biological process: cilium assembly; microtubule-based process. The coding region runs from base 195 to 464 and encodes 89 amino acids. NCBI's taxonomy places the organism in Eukaryota, Metazoa, Chordata, Actinopteri, Siluriformes, Clariidae. Gene Ontology annotation, molecular function: dynein light intermediate chain binding; dynein intermediate chain binding. The record is from RefSeq and is a predicted model, not a curated record. The transcript is spliced from 3 exons.
GAGCGCAGAGCACCCGGGGCAGCAGCGCGCGCGCGUUUUCCCGGCCAGGACUCCGGUGUUUUGAGUUCUUUAUAGACACAAAGCUCGUUCUGCCAGCGCGCGCGGAGAAAUAAUCAACGUGCUGUUGUGAAUAUUUAUCACUAUUAUUGUUAUAUAUUUCUGUUGCUUAUCGACACAUCCUCGAUUGCAGCAUAAUGACUGACAGGAAAGCUGUGAUUAAGAAUGCUGACAUGUCGGAGGACAUGCAGCAGGACGCGGUGGACUGUGCAACCCAGGCCAUGGAGAAGUACAACAUCGAGAAAGACAUUGCAGCAUACAUCAAGAAGGAGUUUGACAAGAAGUACAAUCCAACAUGGCAUUGCAUUGUGGGGAGGAACUUCGGUAGCUACGUCACCCAUGAGACGAAGCACUUCAUUUACUUCUACCUGGGCCAGGUGGCCAUCCUCCUGUUCAAGUCUGGCUGAAGUCUUACCGCGAGAGUAGAAUCUUUUUUUUUUUCCCCAACAUGGACCAAGAUGCACUAGUGGCCAAUGUCCUGUCUAACCACAUGCUACAAAUAUUAAACCAGGCCAUACCAUGACUAUGCUGACUGUGCGUAACUGCAUGGGCCGUAAAUCAUACUAAAUGUGCAUAUCUUGAGGUUAAGUUGCUUUUCAGUAGGUGUCCUAUGUUUAUCGGGAGAGUUUUUUGUUUAUGGUCCUGAGAAGUGUGUUCGGGUUUAGGAGCUAUGAAAGCAGGAGGGAUUUUGAUGAAAUACAGCAAUGAGAGGUAAAAUCCAAAAAGUGCUUUUUGUUUGUUAGGUCUCUUUAAUUAAAGAGAUGUUUUGUUUAAUUGGUCAUUGCUACCAUGUAGUUUAAACAAGCACAGCAUGUGUCUGUACCAUGGUGGAGAUGGAGAGUAAUGGAAAUAAUGAAUGUGUAUAUUGGUUAAUCUAAGAUUAGGGGAUUAUUUUUAUGCUAUUGGUUUGGUGAUGGUAUGCUAGGAAAUAGAUGGGUUACAGAUGCACAAAUCACACUGUUGUUCUGUGACUCUGCAUUUCCUUUUGUUUGAAAUGUUCUACACUGUUACAAGUGCAUUAUGUCUACUGAAGAAUAAUCUAAGAUGUAUUAAACGAACUGUAGUUCCA